CUGCAGCCAUCAACACUGCAAAUGGUUGCUGAAAUGGACGAGCAGUGCGUGUCUCACAGCAGUCCUCAGCGCAGUGCGGGUCAGCCCAACACUGAGGUUCAGCGACACAACGUCAUCAGGUGUGGGUGGCUCAGGAAGCAAGGGGGUUUCGUGAAGACAUGGCACAAUCGCUGGUUUGUACUGAGAGGGGAUCAACUCAACUACUACAAAGACGAGGAGGAGACCAAAGCCCUGGGAGCCAUUUCAUUACCUGGAAACAACGUUACAGAACAUCCAACCAGCAGCGAUGAAGGGGGAAAAUUUAUUUUCGAGGUCAUUCCAGGGGGAGACAGAGAACGGAUGACAGCCAACCAUGAGACCUACCUUCUUAUGGCCAGCACCCAGAAUGACAUGGAGGAUUGGGUGAAGACGAUCCGCAGGGUCAUCUGGGCACCUUUCGGUGGAGGGAUCUUCGGUCAGAAGUUGGAGGAGACGGUGCGGUAUGAACGCCGUUUUGGGAACAAGCUUGCCCCCAUGCUGGUGGAGCAGUGUGUGGAUUUCAUUCGGCAAUGGGGACUUCGAGAAGAAGGCCUGUUCAGGCUGCCAGGUCAGGCCAACCUGGUUAAAGAGCUGCAAGAUGCAUUUGACUGUGGAGAGAAGCCUUCAUUUGAUUGUAACACAGACGUCCACACAGUUGCGUCUCUGCUGAAGCUGUACCUCAGAGAGCUGCCUGAGCCCGUUAUCCCCUUCCACAAGUAUGAAGAAUUCCUGGCCUGCGCCAAGCUCCUCAGCAAAGAUGACGAAAUGGGUAUAAAGGCGCUGAGGAAGCACGUGGAAAGUCUGCCUCCGGUAAACUACAACCUCCUCAAGUACAUCUGCAGAUUUCUUGAUGAAGUCCAGUCGUAUUCAGGCGUGAAUAAAAUGAGCGUCCAAAACUUGGCCACAGUCUUUGGGCCGAACAUCUUGAGGCCAAAGGUUGAGGAUCCGGUAACAAUUAUGGAAGGAACUGUUCUGGUCCAGCAGCUCAUGGCCGUCUUGAUCGGCCGCCAUGACGUUCUCUUCCCAGAGAUAGACGGCCAGUCGGCGCUUGAACUUGUUAACAACAACAACAUUGAACUGCUACGGCGACAAGCCACAACAACUACCUCCGCCGUCACCGUGGUGUCCCAGAACGCAGAGAACAACAACACGCACGUGGUGCGACAGUGCGUCUGGGAAGCCCCCGAGUCUCCGUCGCACCGCCAGCACACGGACAACGGCGGCUCGCCGCGCUCAGCGAGUCCACGGAGCGUCGUCACGGGACGCUUCGACGUCAGUCGCAGUCCGCCGAUGACCAUCAAGAAGAACCCGGCCUUCAAUAAAGGCAGCGGGAUCGUUACCAACGGCUCCUUCAGCUCCUCUCCGGCGUCAGAUCCCAGUCUGGAGAAGACCCAGACCUCCGGGGGUGGCGGCGCACCGGUGCGUCGCACCGGCACCCUCAAAGGCUCGGGCACAAAAAUGGGCACGGGCGGUGUGACGGGCGGAGGAAGUCCCGCCGGGAACGGGACCGGGGUCGUCCGCAUGGGCCUUUCUGGUUCCGAUGUGGUCACCGGGACUUUGAACGGUCGCAACAGUCUUUGGCUGCAGAAUAACGGCUGCGUCAUGCUUCGGGAAAACAACAAGACACGCGACUGCUCCAACGGCGAUCAGACAGCCAGUCAGAACCGCCUGUCCACGUACGACAACGUCCACUUAAACCACCAGAACCUGCAGCAGCAGACUCAGAUAACCAACAUAUGUCUGAGCACCAGCUGUGAGGACAAGCAGAGCGUGGACAGCGCCACCUGGUCCACGUCCUCCUGUGAGAUCUCUCUCCCGGACAACUCCACUUCCUGUCGCUCCUCCACCACCACCUGCCCCGAACAGGACUUCUACGGAGGUCACUACGAAGACUCGGACGGCCCGGGGCCGGAUAGCGAGCCUCUGCAGUCCGGUGGAGGAGAAGGAGGUGGCAGGAACAGUAACAGAGAGGAUGGUGGAGAUGGAGCAGGGGGCAGCAGCCGGGGGACGAGCAGCAGCGACAUCAGUGAGGGCUUCAUGCUGGGAAACGGAGCUGGAGGCCACAGCGCCCUGCACAGCCUCGUGGCCAGCCUCAAACAGGAGAUGCACAAGCAGAAGACGGAGUACGAGGCCAGGAUAAAAAGCCUGGAGCAGCAUAACCUGGAGCUGGAGACGGAGAUGGUGAGCCUCCACGAGGAGCUGGAUCAGGAGAGGAAGAAGUACACCAUGGCAGAGAUCAAGCUGCGCAACGCAGAGCGAGCCAAAGAUGACGCCGAGCGGCGGAACCAGAUGCUGCAGAAAGAGAUGGAACAGUUUUUCUCCACUUUUAGUGACCUCACUGCAGCUGGCAACGGCACAGCCGCGGAGCCUCGCCGGCCGGAGCGCAGCAACACCAUCUGGAUACAGUGAGGACGUUUUGGAAAUAGUGAAAGAGACUGGACGUGGUUUAUUACAUGAUACGAACUUGAAACAGGAUUUGGCUGCUGAGUGAAAGAUUUGGCAGGUUGGAAAAUGACAUUGGAUAGUUAGCGGCUCGUUUUAAUUUAAGAAAUGGGGGAUAUAAGGCUGAUGAAAGCCAUUUGUAUAAAUAUAAACGUCGCCUGGUGUGACGUCAGUGACUUUGAACCGUAUGUAGCAUUAUUUAAAUAAUUCAUGCACACUCUCUAGCCUUCUCAGAAAUCAUCGUGGUGCUCUUUCAUCUGACUGGCAGGUGGAAUAAACGAAGAAGCAGUCUGUGAUGACACAGGGUACUACUAUUUUACAUUAGCUCCUGCGACUGGAAAGGUGUGAGGGGAAGCAAAAUGUGAAGAAUUGGGGUGGGGGGGCUUACAAAGACCUUGGACCUGAAAAUGCAGAAUCAUACCAAACUUUUACAGGUUUUAUUCAUUUUUAACAUUUUACCAAAAGCAUGUUAGUGCUCAGUGUAUUUCUGUAUCUGCUCGUGUACAUAGAGGGAAACAAUGCAGAAAAAAAAACUGUUGUUUGUAAAGAGAUAUGAAAGUUAAUACUGAAAUGUUAAUGAUAUUUAAGCAAAGUUAUCAAUGUGUGAUAUUUUAUAUCAAGAUUUGUCCUUGCACUUAAUGUGUCUGUUUAGCCUCUACAGGUUGGUACUGAAUGUUUUGCGUACCAUUAUAAAUAGGAGAGUAUGCUGUACACGUGCCUGUGCUUCUGUGCUGUUGCAUUUACUCAUGACCAAAAACAGAGCCUGUUCUGUAAAUAUUUUGUAGAUAAUAAUUAUAGACACUACUUGUUAGACUGCACUGUGGUUUGACUGAUAUUUGUGAUGGGUAUAGCUCGGAAAAAUUCACUUUUAAGUCUUGCACAUUGGCUCACUGGCCUCAAUCCCAGAUAAGAAAAAAAAAUGGAUGCGUUAAAUUUAGACUUUUGAGACGAUAACGUUUUCCUUUUGACAUUAAGACAUAUGCAGCGGUUCCAAUGAAUGCUCUUCUAAAUGAGUUUAUAAUCUGAGUCAAUGAGCAGAUAAUUGUAAAAGCUUUUCCUCCCUGUCACUACAGAUGUUUGGCUUGGAAAAACACGCUGCAGCUCAAAAUUUACCAACACAGCUGCAUUAACUGUGAAAAACUGGGAUUGAAGCACUGAGAACAUUAAAAGUCCACCUGCAAGGUUCAGCAGCGAGAGCGUGCAUGAUGGUGCAUGAGUCCACGAGGGUAAAUGAACAGCGACUGAAUGUUAAGUGACUUUAUAUUGCGUAUUUAUGUAGCCUUAAACCAAAGGGUACAAAACAGAAGACAUCCGACAACAGACAAGAAUCUGAUGUCUGCCAGAAGACGGUUGUUGGCGCUCGCAGAUUUGCAAAUUGCUUCUUCCCUGCUGGAGAUCAGCUCCCAUUUAAAACCUGCUGCUGGUCAUUGCAGGAUGUCUGGAAUGUGUGCAUGUGGUGGCGGCGGCGGUGGUGGGGGACGACAACAAAAGAAGGGACGGGAGCCUGCGCUUCUCAUUUUGCACCCUUCACCGGAAAAUAAUAGGCCUAAGCCAAGUUGACAGUCCCACUUCGUUCUGUGAAUCCCACACAAAAGAGCAGAAUCUGAACAGAGCGCAAAGGCGAGGAGGAAUGAGGUCGCCAUAGGUUUUUCAAGAUGUGAUACUUGACACUCAAAGGAAAAAUAAUUUGGCAAUAUGAAUAAAAAUGCAUUUUCAUGUGAGUCUCGGUUUCUGUAGUUUAUUGAAUUUUAAGAUUGUAAAUGAUUAUGAAUGAAACUUGUGAAAAGUGUCUUUUCAGUGUGGAGAUGGAUGAAAAAUGACUGUUAGAGCCAGAGGUGUCAAGUAACGAAGUACAAAUACUUCGUUACCUUACUUAAGUAGAAAUUUUGGUUAUCCAUGCUUCACUGGAGUAAUUAUUUUUCAGACGACUUUUUACUUUUACUCCUGACAUUUUCACACAAUUAUCUGUACUUUUUACUCCUUACAUUUUAAAAACAGCCUCGUUACUCUAUUUCAUUUCGGCCUUUAAAAAACAAACUAUCCAGUUAAAUUGCUCCAUCCGGAUAGAGUGAAUUUGGUUGUGGUUGUUUCAGAUGUUCUUGUCCAGUUUUGUUCUUACAUCCGUUCCCUCAGAUUCCUGCAACUAAACUUGGAUGUACAUUCCAAUAAAGGUUAGGAUAAAUGAUAACACGCCUCUGAAGUUUGACUUUUUGCACCAUUACAAUACUUAUAGGCAACUAGUCAUCAUAUCUCCUGCUCUCUGAAACACAUGUUAAUGCU
Cololabis saira (Pacific saury) is the source of this 4740-nucleotide messenger RNA. RefSeq names its product Rho GTPase activating protein 24 (gene arhgap24). The record is from RefSeq and is a predicted model, not a curated record. Lineage: Eukaryota; Metazoa; Chordata; Actinopteri; Beloniformes; Belonidae. Gene Ontology annotation, biological process: activation of GTPase activity; signal transduction; negative regulation of Rac protein signal transduction. Gene Ontology annotation, molecular function: GTPase activator activity. Gene Ontology annotation, cellular component: focal adhesion.